AUGACCAUUGAAUCAGAAACCCAAUACUCCUUCGGUACUAAAGCUGUCCACGCUGGUGCUCCAAUUGAUCCAACUACUGGUGCAGUCAUUGAACCAAUUUCCCUUUCUACUACUUUUGGUCAAUCUGAACCAUCUAAACCUUUAGGUAUCUAUGAAUACUCCAGAUCUGCCAACCCAAAUAGAGAUAACUUUGAAACAGCAGUCGCUGCUUUAGAACAAGCUAGAUAUGCUAUUGCUUUAUCUUCUGGUUCUGCCACAACCGCCUUGAUUGUUCAAUCAUUACCUGUUAACUCACACAUCAUUUCAAGUGGUGACGUCUAUGGUGGUACCUACAGAUACUUCACUAAGGUUGCUAAUACUCAUGGUGUUGAAGCCACUUUUGUUGGUGAUUUAGUCUCCGAUUUAGCUGGUGCUUUAAGAGAAAACACCAAAUUAGUUUGGUUAGAAACUCCUUCCAACCCAACCUUACAAGUUACUGACAUUGCUAAGGUUGCUCAAAUCUUAAAAGAUCACGAAGUUGCUACUGGUAACAAAGUUUUAUUAGCCGUUGACAAUACUUUCCUUUCCCCAUAUGUUUCCAACCCAUUAACUCAUGGUGCUGAUGUCGUUGUUCAUUCUGUUACUAAAUAUAUCAAUGGUCACUCAGAUGUUGUCAUGGGUGUCUUAGCAACCAACAACUCCGAUUUACACGAACAAUUCAGAUUCUUACAAAAUGCCAUCGGUUCUAUCCCAUCUCCAUUUGAUUCUUGGUUGGCUCAUAGAGGUUUAAAGACCUUACACUUGAGAUUAAGACAAGCCUCCAGUUCUGCACAAAAGAUUGCCGAAUAUUUAUCGCAUCAUCCUUCUGUCUUGAAGGUUAACUACCCUGGCUUAAAGGCACACAGAAACCAUGAUGUUGUAUUGCGUCAACACAGAGACGGUUUAGGUGGUGGUAUGAUCUCCUUUAGAAUCAAAGGUGGUGCUAAAGGUGCUUCUGUCUUCACAUCUGCUACCAAGUUGUUCACUUUGGCUGAAUCUUUAGGAGGUAUUGAAUCCUUGAUUGAAGUCCCAGCUAUCAUGACCCAUGGAGGUAUUCCAAAGGAAGAAAGAGAAGCUAACGGUGUCUACGAUGACUUGGUUAGAGUUUCUGUUGGUAUUGAAGAUUCUGAUGACUUGUUAAAAGAUAUUGAACAAGCUUUGAAGAAGGCUGCUUCCGUUUAG
Messenger RNA from Hemisphaericaspora subhashii, 1200 nucleotides. RefSeq names its product cystathionine gamma-lyase (gene CYS3). Gene Ontology annotation, biological process: transsulfuration. NCBI's taxonomy places the organism in Eukaryota, Fungi, Ascomycota, Pichiomycetes, Serinales, Debaryomycetaceae. The record is from RefSeq and is a predicted model, not a curated record. The transcript has a single exon. Gene Ontology annotation, molecular function: pyridoxal phosphate binding; cystathionine gamma-lyase activity. The coding region runs from base 1 to 1200 and encodes 399 amino acids. Gene Ontology annotation, cellular component: cytoplasm.